AACACAUGACAAUCAUUUUCAUCCAUUAUAUCAUACAAAUUGAAUCAGUGGCAAAAAAAAUUUCCAUUACAAUGUGACUAUAGACAGUUAUCUUCUUGAUAUUGUAUUGAAAUAGUUCUUUUUUCGAAAUUUAUAAAUUUAUGCUGAAAUUCAUACUACUGACACCAUUCGUAGAAAAAUCUAUAAGGAACAACAAUUUUUUAUCUUUCAUGUUUUGUGAAUGUGAAUACUUUUUGAAUACUGUAGAAGUUAUUUUACCAGGGGAAUUACAGUUCAACAGCAAAAGAAAAGAACAAACCAGACAAUAUUUGCUAAAGAAUUUAUGUUUCUUUGCUUGCAGUGAAACUGAUGUGUCAGAGGUGGGUCCCAAUCGUCCUAUACACAGAAAUUUUGAUAACUGGGAACAGCAAGAGAUGGUAAAUUACCUAAUCAAAAACAGCUGUAUCAGUGAAGCACGUGGAAAUAGAGUAUGGAAGCAGAUGAUCGAUGAAGGGCUGCUGAAGCACAGAACUGUUCACUCCCUCAACAAUCACUUUCGGAGAAAGAUCCUGCCAAAUAUUCAUCAAUUUGAAAUGAGUAAAGAUAGUCGAGAAGAGUUCGACCGUCUUAAAAAAUAGGUUUCAUCGUAUCAAAUAAAAAGAGCUAUUAUUUUUCUAUGUUUGAAAUAUAUUUCUGCGAAUAUUUGUUCAUCCUUUCUAAGAAAUUCCUCAAUAACAGAGGCUGCGUUCCUCUUGUCUGCAUUUGAAUCGCCAUCUCAGGCAAGGCACAAUUUAAAUUUUCACCAUAGAUUUCUUACGUUUUGAUUUGAUUCUGGAGCCAAACAUGAAUUAUUAUGGCGCUAGAUUACACCUGCCAUAUAUUUCAUUGUUAAAAUUACAUUUCAUUUAGUUAGUUGCAUAAAAAAUAUUUAUUCAGUGAAUGUCAUUGAUUGACAAUUUGCAAACUUAAUUUUUUGCAAUUUUGCUCGGUUUCGGCUGGUUCCAGUCGACCAUCAUCGGGCCGUUUAUUUACAAAACCAAGAAAAUUGACUAUCCUAAUCGUUUUGGAUGUGAAUUACAUCGCGAUCCAGGAGGUAGUGUGCAAUAAUUCGAAAAACAAAAAAUUCGAAAUUUUUAUUUUCAACUAUUUUAUACAGACAUAUUGUAAUGAAGGUGUGUUGUUUACACCCCAUUAUACAUCCUGGCACGAUAAUGUUCAGU
Neodiprion fabricii is the source of this 1199-nucleotide messenger RNA. RefSeq lists its product as uncharacterized. Lineage: Eukaryota; Metazoa; Arthropoda; Insecta; Hymenoptera; Diprionidae. Bases 141 to 617 code for a protein of 158 amino acids. The record is from RefSeq and is a predicted model, not a curated record. The transcript is spliced from 3 exons.